Molecule: messenger RNA, 1857 nt
Organism: Ogataea philodendri
Lineage: Eukaryota; Fungi; Ascomycota; Pichiomycetes; Pichiales; Pichiaceae
Exons: 4
Coding region: 1-1857 (618 amino acids)
Source: RefSeq, a predicted model, not a curated record
AUGUCGCUCAACACGUUUGACCCGGAAACCGCCGAAAACAACGAAGACAUCGAGAAACAGUUUGCUGUCAAGGCGGUGCAGCAGAUGGAGACGUACUUCAACCUGCUGCGCUCGAUUCCUGGCUCGAAGCUGAAGCUGACCAAGUACGACGACGAGAUUGUCCAGGAAGUGCUGAAGGACUUCCCGGAGUUUGCCUUCCCAGAGCGCGUGGCUGUGAUCAACGAGGAGGAGAUGAAAUCCGCUGCGGGAAAGGCCCGUUGGAGAGAUUUCUUGAAGAAGUUUGAGAAAAAGGUGGCAGACUACAACUUUGGCACACUGCUCCGCACAGACGCCUCCAAGGAGAUUCGUAAUAUAUUAAGGAUACACUUAGUUCAUCUUCUUGAUCAACUCGUUGAUGUAUUGCUCUCUGUUACCAGUAGAACCACCUUGGAUAAAGUGUUGGAACUUUCUUCUAACACCCCAGCCGCCAGAUGGGUUGGAGAGCUUGAAUGGCCACAAGAAGUUGUUGGCUUGCUUGAAGUUUGGACCAACGGUGUAGAUCUCGUGGAUCAAGUCCUCGAUGGAAGCAAUACCGUACUUUCCGAGGGAAGCCUCGAUGAUGGAGUUCUCGGAAAGAGCGAUUCUUUGCUUGUUGACCUUACCGUAACCUCUCUUGUAGAUGAGCUGUCUGAUGGUGGAGAGCGAAGGGUAACCGUAAGCAACGUAUGGCUCGACCAACUUGAUGAGCUCGGCGGUGGCCUUGGUGACCUUGACGAAGACACCAGCGUUGAUCUGGGUCAAUCUGAGCAAUUGCAAAACCUUUCUUGGCUUUGGAGCAAUCUUGUUGAUACCCUUGAUUCUGACAACAAAGACAAGCUUUGGCUCGGCGUCAACGUAGUAAGAGCCGGAAGCCUUGGCCUCUCUCUUAGCAGCAAUCAAAGCCUUCUCAGCGUCAGCGUACUCCUUGGUGUAAGCCUCGGUUCUCUUGAAGAUAGCGGCUCUCUUUUCCUUGUUGGCCUACAUGAACAGGUGUCAGCUGUAUCCAUUAGGAUUACAGUGCGUUUGACAGUGAGACAAGACGAUUAUAACCAUGCUACCGACGCAAAGUACUCGCAGCUCCGCGACCAGGCCGACAAGGCUUAUCAGCAGAAGCAGCAUUUCUCCAGCGAGUCGCAGAAAGCGUACAAACAGGGCAAUGGUGCCGAGGCCAAGAAGUACUCUGAGCAAGCGGCCCAGUACGCUGCCGAGGCCGAGCGGUACAACCAGCAGGCAGCAGAGUACGUUUUCAAGGAGAACAACCUCGACUCCGACAACAACGACAUCGACUUGCACGGACUGUAUGUGAGAGAGGCCGAGUACAUUUUGAAACAGCGUAUCAUCAACGGUAUCAACCGCAGAGAGCACCAUUUGGAGUGUAUUGUUGGCAAAGGGUUGCACUCCAAGAACGGAGUGGCCAAGUUGAAGCCUGCGGUCGAGCAGCUUUGUAACGAGGCCCGGCUCACCAACUACAUCAACCCGAAAAACACGGGAGUUUUGAUCAUCGAGCUGGCGGGAGCACAGAUCCCUGCUUCCUGGGGAAACGUCAAUCCAAACGGCAUUGGAGCCAUGGUGGAGCACCAGAACGUUCCGGACGACGACCACGUCAAGCUCAGACCUCCGCAGAACGGCCAGGCCAACGUCCAGCAGGGUGGCUAUCAACAGGGUGGCUAUCAACAAGGUGGCUACCAACAACAGCCCCAAUACCAGCAACAGCCUCAAUACCAACAGCAAUCGCAACAGGGUAACCAACAGACGUUGUUCGAACAACUCAACACGCCCCAGAACCAAAAGAUGGCCAUGUCGUUCAUCAGAGCGCUGUGCUCGUGUAUUAAUAAAUAG